Molecule: messenger RNA, 3729 nt
Organism: Benincasa hispida (wax gourd)
Lineage: Eukaryota; Viridiplantae; Streptophyta; Magnoliopsida; Cucurbitales; Cucurbitaceae
Molecular function (GO): protein binding; mRNA binding
Source: RefSeq, a predicted model, not a curated record
UCAGUAUUGUAUACUCGAUCCUCGAUUACGAUUAUUUUGCCCUAGCCGUGACUAUUUUUCCUUUCCCUCUCAUUUCUCUCGCACGUCUCCUUCUCUGAGCAUUGGCCUGGGCGGAGUUUGUAGCUAGCUAUGGUGGAAGUCGAAGAUGAGCUACUUCAAACUCUUCCUCUCUCAAUCACGGCGGAACCUUAACCUCAUUCACGGUGCUGCAACAUUGAUCGUGCUCCAUCUCCAUCCCGUCCGGUACAAUUUCACCUCUCCUCAACUUUCAGAUACUGAUUAAACUCAUUAACGGGGAAUUCUUUCAAUCAAAAUGGUUUCCAAGACUGUAGCCUCCGCCAUUUUCCCCUCUCUUUCGCCAGCUCCUUCGAAAGGCAAGCUCUCAUCUCUGUUUACGCACCCACAAAGGGUUGCAUCUUCAAAUCCCCAAAAUCCAUUUCCUAUUCCUGCCAAAUCCCCGCCUGUCCUCUCUAAACUGUUCAAAUCGACUGUAUCACCGGAAAUUUCGCCGGAAAAGUCAACUUCAGAGAUCUCGUUUCAAGAACGGCUUCGGACGUUCCUUCACAAUUGCAAGACAGGUAAUUUUACCGCAUCAGAAGGACUACAAUUCUUUGACCUAAUGAUGAGUGCAAAUCCUACCCCUGCCAUGGCUUCAUUCAAUCUUUUACUUGGUGGACUUGCUAAGAUUAAGCACUACUCUGAGGUUUUUCAGGUGUAUUACAGAAUGAGCUUAGCCGGACUUUUGCCUAAUUACAUCACGUUUAAUAUCUUGCUUAAUUGCCUUUGCAAUGUGAAUCGGGUUAGUGAAGGUCUAGCAGCCAUGGCAGGGAUUAUAAGGAGAGGUUAUACUCCCAAUAUAGUGACAUAUACGUCUUUGAUUAAGGGCUUGUGUAUGGAGCAUAGGAUUAGUGAAGCUACACGGUUGUUUAUGAGAAUGCAAAAGUUGGGUUGUAGGCCAAAUGUGAUAACUUAUGGGACUUUAAUCAAGGGUCUUUGUCAAACAGGUAAUACUAACAUUGCUCUUAAGUUGCAUGAAGAAAUGCUCAACGGGACUGGUCAUUAUGGCAUUAAUUGCAAGCCUAAUGUUAUUUGUUAUAGUACCAUUAUUGAUGGGCUCUGUAAAGAUGGACAGGAAGACAAGGCGAGGAAACUUUUUGAGGAAAUGAAAGCUCAGAGAAUGCUUCCAGAUGUGGUUUCUUACAGCUCUUUGAUUCAUGGAUUUUGCCAUAGUGGAAGGUGGGAGGAGGCUAAAUGUCUGCUCAAUGAGAUGGUGGAUCAAGGUAUUCAACCAAAUGCAGUUACAUUUAAUGUGUUGAUGGGUAUGCUUUGCAAGGUAGGGCAGGUUAUCGAGGCUAAGAAGUUGCUAGAGGUGAUGAUUCAAAGAGGUAAUAUUCCUGAUUUGUUUACGUAUAAUACAUUGAUGGAUGGGUUCUGUUUGGUUGGUGAUCUACAUAGUGCUAGAGAACUAUUUGAUAGUAUACCAAGUAAGGGGUGUGAACCUAAUGUGAUUAGUUACAAUGUGCUAAUCAAUGGGUAUUGCAAAAAUUGGAAGGUGGAAGAAGCAAUGAAGAUUUACAAUGAAAUGCUUCAAAUGGGCAUUAAGCCAUCUGUGAUAACAUAUAAUGCCUUGCUAAUGGGUCUUUUUCAGGCAAGGAAGGUUAAUGAUGCAAAGAAAAUAUUUGGGGUCAUUCAAGCUCGUGGUCUAGUGCCGAGUUCAUGUACGUUUAGUAUCUUUUUAGAUGGGUUGUGUAAGAAUGAUUGUUUGUUAGAAGCAAUGGAAUUCUAUAAUGAGCUGUCGUACAACUUGAAAUUAAACAUCGAUAUCUUUAAUUGUCUUAUCAAUGGCCUAUGUAAAGCAAGAAAACUUGAAACUGCUUGGGAGCUUUUCGACAAAUUUUCCCAUGAAGGGCUUCUACCAAAUGUUGUGACUUAUUCCAUUUUGAUCCAUGGGUGUUGUAAAGAAGGACAACUAGAAAAGGCAAAUGAUUUAUUUCGAAAGAUGGAAGAAAAUGGUUGUACUCCUAAUGUAAUUACCUACAAUACACUUCUAUGUGGUUUCUACGGAAGUAAUAAACGAGAGGAAGUGAUUGAGCUUCUUCAUAGGAUGGUUCAAAAAAAUGUGUUGCCAGAUGCUUCCACCUGCACCAUAGUAGUAAACAUGCUUUCUGAAGAUGAAAAGUUUCGGGGAUAUCUGAACUUGCUUCCAACAUUUCCUAUUCAAGAGUGUCGAGGUCAAUGGCAAUUCAAAGAUCUAUAUACUAAUAAGGGACUAUGCCUUGAAAAUUGACUUUGAAGCUCAUGAUGAAAAUUUUGAGUUCUCAUGAUGAAAUUUGCUUUGACUACUGCCUCACUUUUAUAUGGUUGUCAGCAAGAUUCAUUAUUCUUUUAGAUGAGAUAGUAGACUGAAGGCAUGGUGACCUUGAGGUUUUUGAUCAUCACAUAAUGAAGAUGUCCAAUAUCUCAUAAGUUUGUUAGACUGCUAAAUUUGUAAGGUCAAGUGGUAAUGUUGAUGUCAGGCUCAUUGCACGUGGAGAAGGUGGAGGACUUCUAAUAGUUUUUCUCUUAUAAAUGAACUUUGGGCGAGGUAGCAAGUUGGUGACACUGUUAAAGUAAGAUUAGCCAUGGCUCUCAAUAUGAUACAUAUCAGGGUUCAAGCUACUUCUCGAGGAUACCUCGAUGGUGCUCAAAUUAGUAGCAACUGCUUUGGAGCUUGCUCGAAGAAGAAGCAGGCUGCUCUACAACUUUAGUUCUCAAAGGGAACUUGGAGUUAGGGGCACCCAGUUAAAAAAGGUUUCAAUUAUUCAACAAUCACACAAGAAAAGGAUACAAGGCAAAGCUUCAAAACACUGAGACUGAGCCAGCUCGUUACCUCGGUGAUAAGGGUGACGAGUUCUCAUUAAUCUUGCUGAUGCUUGUGAUAUAAGCAAAUUAAUGUGAUGUCACUGGUGGUUGCAGACAUGUUGCCGGGCUUAUAGCAGGGGCAGGAGAAGAUGUCUAAAAGUGAUCCAUCAUCCUCUAUAUUUAUGGAAGACGAUGAGGCGGAAGGGAAUUUAAAGAUAAAGAAAGCAUUUUGUCUUGGUUCAUGGAGUUCACUGUGGAAUGAAAUGCAGAUCAUGGUGGAAAUAAAUACGUAUUAGGGUUCAAGCUAUUGUUCAAGAGCACCUCGAUGGAGUUCUUGUGGCUCUCGGUAUGGUACUUAUUAGGGUUCAAGCUACUGUUCAAGAGCGCCUUGAUGGAGUUCAAAUUAGAAGCAAUUACUUUGGUGCUUGGUCAAAGAAGCAGACUACUCUACAACUUUCGUUCUCAAAGAGGUUUACCCUAGAGCUAAGGGCACCAAUUUAAAAGAUAAGUUUCAGUGAUUCAACAGUCACACAAGAAAAGGAUACAAGCCUAAGGUGCAAAACACCAAGACUGAGCAGCUUGUUCUGCUAGGCAACAGGGGUCACAGGAGACCUAUUUCCAUAUUCCUUUGGCAAAUUUGACAUGAUAAAGAUUUGUGUACAUAUUGCUCAUUGGGUAAAUUUUGUGGCCAUGGUUUGGUGCGUUUCAUUGAGAUGGUUUGUAAAUAUUUUGGUUUAGCAUUUGUAAUACUACUUCACUUGAACAUGGAUCUUUUGUUGAGAUCCCUUUGAAUUAUGGAAGAGUAUGCGAGAUAGGAGUUCGAACCUCUGAACUUUUGAUCAAAAGUACAUAAUUAUUUAUGUUUAUUGAGUUAUGCUCAUGUUAGCU